Molecule: messenger RNA, 2708 nt
Organism: Sabethes cyaneus
Lineage: Eukaryota; Metazoa; Arthropoda; Insecta; Diptera; Culicidae
Product: protein maelstrom homolog
Exons: 5
Coding region: 121-2019 (632 amino acids)
Biological process (GO): regulation of miRNA-mediated gene silencing; piRNA processing; negative regulation of DNA-templated transcription
Cellular component (GO): nucleus; P granule
Molecular function (GO): sequence-specific DNA binding
Source: RefSeq, a predicted model, not a curated record
UGUUCAUUCUCAUGUACAGUCGUGAUAGUGCCGGAGUUGUGAUUGUGAAUUUACAUUUUUGCAUGCAUCGUAUCGUUUUGCUUGGCUGAUCCGAGUAGAAUAGACUAACAUAAAUUGAGGAUGGCACCUCGAAAAAACAAACGGCAGCCAAAAGGGCCGUACUACUUUUUUAUGAUGGAGUUCAAGAAGAAGAAGGAAGCCGAAGGACAUGUCUUUCGUGGUGGUCACCACGAGGUCCAGCUAAAAGCAUCACCCCACUGGAAUGCAUUGUCGGAGCAGGAAAGAGAGCCCUACCAAAAAAUGGCUCGCGAACACAGAGAAUGGCUCCGGGAUAAUGGCGAAAAAUACACAUCACAAGGUGUACCACUGUCGAUGGUAGAGGCGGAACAAAAAGCUAAACUGCAAAAGGUGGAUUUGAUACGGAAUACGAUCACCACUAUGCUAGAAACAGCUGUUGCCAACAAUGCUCUUGAGAAACAAGAAUUUUAUUUCAUCUCAUUUGCCUACUUUUGCGUCACGUCAGGCGGAACUUAUAUUCCGGCCGAAAUGGGAGUGGUUCGCUACAGUCUUAAAGAUGGUGUCAUGGAUAAGCUGCAUAUGUUAAUCAACCCGGGAAAGCUUCCACUGGGUAUGGCUUACGAUGCUAAGCUGCAUUCGGAAAGCGACCAUCAGCUUGCUAUUCCGCCAGAUGCAGAGGGAGAAACGGAUAAUGAUGAAAUCAUUCUUAAGUUGUUUAGUUUUCUGUCUCAACAGGAGAAAAUGCCACCACUUUUUACCGAUUCGACUGACAUGAAGAUGGUGGAGAAUAUUUUGAAGGGAAUACUAGAGCAGGGGGCCAUGGAUGCCAACACCUUGCUUGUGUGUCCUCUGUCGGAGUUGUUUUACCAUUUGAAACUAGCAACCGAAAGUUUCGGUUUGGACAUCAAGACAUUCCCGUCAGUUCACAUUGCACAGGCCAUUAUUCAGAAAGAUGUGUACGAGUACACAAAAGAUAUAGCUUGUGAGAGACACGAAGAGUUGGGCAACGGUAAAUAUUGCCCGCUGUCAAAAUGCGUCCGUUGGGCGUUUAUUAUUUCCGAUAGCUGCUGCCUUGAUCUUAGCAUUGAAAUGAAACCAGGCCGUCAUUUACCGAAGAACGCCGAUACGGCGUUGUUGUCUAACACGCUUGCAGACUCUAGUUCAUUCAUAAGUGCUCAGUUUGAUAACUGUUCCUUCGUUUCCUCAUCGGAAGUGACUCAUUUGACGAACCCGAAAUUGCAAAAACUAAGCAAGGGACACUACGAUUCGCUGGAUUCUCGCGGCCGAGUAAUACCGAAACCGGGAUCGUCAUCUUCCUCCGGCUAUUACGACCAGGAUCGCAGAGUCAAGAUUAAAGAUGAGUACCCCUCGCUCAGUGACUCAAUGAAGAAAUACGAUUCUUCAAGUAGCUAUUCUAGCAGCAGCCGCAAAGACUCCAAAAGCGCAUGGGGAUCUUCAUACGACCGACAUGACCGUGACCGUGACCGAGACAGCAGCCGGUACGAUCGAGACCGUGAGCGCGAUCGUGAACGUGAUCGAGAGCGAGAACGAGAGCGUGAUCGUGAGCGCGAACGCGAGCGAAACCGAGAGCGUGAUCGCGAACGUGAACGCGAUCGUAACCGCGAAUACGACUCUCGUCGCCGCGAUUCCGUUGAACGCCGUCGCGAUUCCGGCGAUCGGCGUCGCCGAGAUUCCGACGAGCGCCGUCGCGAUUCUAUCGAACGCUACCGCAGCGAAAGCAGCCGCAGCAGCGCUGACUAUUCGUAUCGUGUCAAACGGGAAAAGUCCUCUACGGAUUCUGAUUCCGAUGAUCUGGGCUCUCGGUCAUCGCGAUCGGUUGACCCACACCGGGCCGUCGGAGGGUACGGUCGAGGUUCGCUAUAUGCAGCCGCCACUGCGGCGUCUCGAUCUCCCCCGAGCGGCAUUAGGGGAUUUUCCUCCAGCGAUUUCCCAGAGCUGGGAGCGGUCCGCAGCGCCGGGCGUGGUCAGCUUAGCAAGUAAGAUAUAAAGUAUGAAAUUAUUGACAACCGGCCAGGCAUCCGGGACUGCUAAUUUUACCUGCUACGUGCAUGUUUUGGAUUCUCUAGUAAGGGAAAACAAUUCCUGAUUUUAUAAGGCAAGUUCUAAUUGUACAUUAAGUUUCCAAAGUUUUUAUUUUGUCAGUGGGUUUUGUUUUGCUGUACCUUUUUCGUUUGUUUUAACUCAGUAAUCUUCAUUUUCAUAUUCAUUUUUUUUAAAUUCUAACAAAUUACGAAUUCACAAUUGGUAAUAUUGUGACCACCAAUUUUUGAAGAAGAAUUAUUAAAUUUUUAAAUAUAUCUUUAGGUCAUUAGGUGUUAAUUUCUACAAAAUAUAUACUUACAUGAUUCAAUCUGCUAACAUUUACGCUUCAUGUUUAAGUGAAUUUCUACUUAAUCCCACACAGUAAAUUGAUAAAAUUUGAAAGAUAUGCUCCACAAUUGAUAAAUUCAACGGUAAAAAAUACCUUCAGUGACCGUGCAUGUGUCUCAGACAGAAUAAUUGUAAUAAUAAUAGAAAGCAGAAUCUAGUUUUAGAAAGAACCGAAAAGAAAUUGUGAAAAAGUUUGAUAUCUAAAAAUUGUAAGUGCAUUGUGUAAAACGUCAGUCGUGCUAGUACUUGAUAAAUGACGCAGUUUUAAUCCGUUACAAUAAAGCGGCAUACGCCGCCAG